This is a messenger RNA of Solanum pennellii, 3430 nucleotides long. RefSeq lists its product as uncharacterized. The transcript is spliced from 18 exons. The coding region runs from base 742 to 3057 and encodes 771 amino acids. The record is from RefSeq and is a predicted model, not a curated record. Gene Ontology annotation, cellular component: chromatin; nucleus. Gene Ontology annotation, biological process: mitotic sister chromatid cohesion; DNA repair. NCBI's taxonomy places the organism in Eukaryota, Viridiplantae, Streptophyta, Magnoliopsida, Solanales, Solanaceae.
UGAACAUACCUAUAAUAUAAUAUAAGCAGUAUCUUUUCCAAAACUGAACAGAGAUAGAUCUUCAAUUAUGAAUUCAAACUGCUACAUUCCAAUUACCUGCCCAACUUGUGAGCAAUCGGAGACAAAAUAUGCACAACUUUUGAGGCAACAAGACAGAAUCAAUUACCUGCACAGCUUCUGAGAUCAGAGGAAACAAAAGGUGCACAACUUUCGAGAUAACGGAAGUAAACCAACUAGCUGCACAAUUUUCGAGGCAAUGCAGACAAAAGAUGUACAUGGCAGAGGAAAGAAACAAUUGGCUGCACAAAUGGCGAGGCAACAGAGAAAAUGAUGCACAACUUCAGACAAAUUGUGAGGCAGCGGAGAAAAUGAUGCACAACUUGAGAGAUAAAGAGGAUGUGAAAUGAGAGAUAAGAUUGAGAAAAAAGAAAAAGAAAAAGGAGAGUGAAAUCAACCAUUUCCUUUACCAAAACAAAAGUUUCAUAUCAGACUCGGCGAAUCGGCUAAGGGAAAAAGAAAAAGGAGAGUGAAAUCAGCACUGGUUGAUGAGGCUGCCGUUGCCUGGUGAGCUCCGAUUACGAGUUCGAAUUCCGACCUAACCGGGAUAUUCCUUUCCCGAUAUGAUGAUCCGAUAGGCCUGACCAGUAAGAUCCGAGAAGCUGAGUUGGCGGGUUCUGAACAACCUGGUGAAGUGAUCUAGCCCCUACCUAAAUUAAGAGUAAAAACAGAGCUUUUUGGCAAAUGGCUAGUUCUGGCUCCUCCUGUGCUGACUUGAAAAAGAUGGAAGAUGAGUUCAGAGCUUAUGAGAUGAGCCUCAUGAAUCCUCCCUCUUCCAUCGAUGACCUCUUCAAAAUUCUUCAGAAAGUUGAGUCAUCAUUGAAAAUGGUUAGUCAAGAACCAUUUGAUUCGACAAUAAGUGCAAUUCAACCUUUAAUGAAAGCACUGGCUAGGAAUGAACUAUUGGGGCAUACAAGUGAAGAUGUCAAAGUUUCAGUGAUUUCUUCUGUCACUGAAAUUUCUCGAAUAUAUGCCCCAAAUCGCCCUUACGAUGAUGAUAGACAAAUGGAGGAAAUUCUCCGGCAAACCGUAAUGACUUUCAAAAAGUUAGCUGAUGUGACUAGCCGCAGCUAUCGUAAGGUGGUUCGAGUUCUGGAGUUAUUCGCUAAAGUAAGGUUCACUGCGAUGAUAUUGGACCUCGAGAAUGAAACGCUAAUCAUCGAGAUAUUCAAAAUUUUUCUCGAGGUCAUCAGGCCCUACCAUCCUCAUAAUAUAUUCACUUGGAUGAAAGAAAUCAUGACUCGGCUCAUAGAAGGCAGUGAUGAAAUCUCAGUAGAGCUUCUACAGCUUCUUCUUGAUAGAGUCAAAAUUGAUAAUCAGAUGGAUUCACCCAUUGCAUCAUACUUGGUGGAGGAAGUCCUAAAAGACUGUGCUGCAAUUGUUAAACCGUACUUUUCAGAUGCCCUAAAAUCAAUGAGCUUUGAUCCUGCUGAUUAUGCUCAAACGAUUGCUUUAUUAUGCAAUGAAAUGCCAAAAGGAAAAGAAAUGAUGGCAACUGAAAAUGUGCCUGCUACUGUACAUUGCGUAAAAGUUGGUCCAUCUGAGGCUAAAUGUUGUGAGCUAGCGCGGCAGGAUGACACUCACAGGGAGAAGCGAAAGGAUACUUGUCUAACUAACAUCAUAAAACCAGUCAAUCCAGAAGAUGUGCACCCAGCAGGAAAUGUGCCAAAAGAAAACCAGGAAGAGACUGGAAGCCAUAAACUUACAGGUCAUCCUGUAAAAGUUGGUCCAUCCGAGGCUAAAUUUUGUGAGCCAGUGCUGCAGGAUGACAUUCACAGGGAGAAGCUAAAGGACACUUGUACAACAAACAUCAUGAAACCUGACAAUCCAGAAAAUGUGCAACCAGCAACAAAUGUGCCAAAAGAAAACCAGGAAGGGACUGGAAGUCAUGAACUUACAGGUAGUAGUGGCCAUCAUUCUUUGGUGUCUGAAAAUCACAAUAAUAGCACUGGAAGUCAUGGUCAUUUGUGUCAGCCCAAGAGAAAAGAGAUCCCGAUAAAUAACGAUGAUGAGCUGGUUGUGUCAAUUCCAAUAGGAGAUGUGCCACAAUCCCAAGUUCAGAAAAAAGAUUCUCUUCAUUUGGGAGAGAGAACCAAGCGGACACAGUGUGCCAAAAGAAAACUAGGAAGCGACUCAAAGAAGAAUGAGUCUGCUUCAGAUUGUGAAACAGAGAGAAAAUCUGAAUCUGGCAUAAAAAAUGAAGAAGGAAACCUCGAAGAACACAAAGAGCCAACACUGCAACAAAUUUUUGGAAUCAAACUGUGGAAGAAGAAGACGAAGAAAACAACUAAUACUGAAGAAUCUAGAGAUAAGGAUUCUGAAAGGGCUCGUACCAGCAAAGAUCAUGGUGCAGAACUGAUCGGCACUAAAAUAAAAGUUUGGUGGCCAUUGGAGCAAGCGUUUUACAAGGGAGUCAUUUCUUCUUUUGAUUCUGAGACAAACAAACACCAGGUCGUAUAUGAUGAUGGUGAAGUAGAGAAACUGAGACUACAUAAAGAACGAUGGGAAAUGCUUGAAGACAAUUCAUCUCAAAAGGAUUCCAAAAGGCUUUGUUCCAUCAAAGAUUAUGGUACGGAACUGGUUGGCGAUAGAAUAAAAGUUUGGUGGCCAUUGGAUGAAAAGUUUUACGAGGGAGUCAUUUCUUCUUUUGAUUUUGAGACAAACAAACACAAGGUCGUAUAUGAUGAUGGUGAAGUAGAGAUUUUGAGACUAUAUAAACAACGUUGGACGAUGCUUGAAGACAAUUCAUCUCAAAAGGAUUUUAAAAGGACUUUUACCAUGAAAGAUUAUGGUAAGGAACUGGUUGGCGCUAGGAUAAAAGUUUGGUGGCCAUUGGAUGAAAAGUUUUACGAGGGAGUAGUUUCUUCUUUUGAUCCUGUGGAAAGGAAACACAAGGUCGUAUAUAAUGAUGGUGAAACAGAGAAAUUGAGGCUACAUAAAGAACAAUGGGAGAUGCUUGAAGAUAAUUCAACUCAAAAGCUGCACAGGACCAUGGAUUAGACUUUCAAGGCCAUGCUGUUUCAUCUGCUACGUCAUAAAGUAGCGCAGAGUAGAAGGGCCUGAAUCAGUGGAAAUUUCUGUUGUGAAUAGGGAAGAAAACUCAACUGCUGGAAGUGUUGAAGAAUUUUCAUAAAGCAGUGUGAUGUAAGUGUAACUACUAAAUUAGGUUUACCAUUAAGGGAUGUGAUCCAAUUGAUUGGAGAAAUGAGAUUCUAGUCUUAGAAAAAAAGAACUGAGCUUGUAGAUUUAUUGUAUGUAGCUACAGGCUGCUCUUGGUGUUUACAGAUACUUGGCGUCUUAUAUGUAUAUAUAUGAUUAAAUUACUGAUGUUGGAGAAUUCAAAACCCAUAAAGUUCAUGCAUGCUUACAGACA